This is a messenger RNA of Castor canadensis (American beaver), 414 nucleotides long. Lineage: Eukaryota; Metazoa; Chordata; Mammalia; Rodentia; Castoridae. The record is from RefSeq and is a predicted model, not a curated record.
GGUGUUCUCUCUGUGUCUGUUCCAAGCCAUGCAUGGGACGUUCGUGAUUCUGUUGCCACUCAGCCUGAUCCUGAUGGUGUUUGGGGGGAUGACGGGAUUUCUGAGCUUCCUCCUUCGAGCCUACCUCCUUCUGCUGCUCACGGGGACCCUCUUCCUCUUUGGAGCCCUGGUGACCCUGGCUGGGAUCAGCGUGUACAUCGCGUACUCGGCGGCCGCCUUCCGCGCAGCGCUGUGCGUCCUGGAGGAGGGGACCCUGCUGGACCAGGUGGACAUCCACUUCGGCUGGUCCCUGGCCCUGGGCUGGAUCAGCUUCAUCUCCGAGCUGCUCACCGCGGCGGCCUUCCUGGCAUCUGCGCGUGUGCUCCACCUGAGACGUGGGCAGGACCAGCCCAUCUGAGCCUGGACAAGCCCUGG